AUGAAAAUACACACCGGUGAAAAACCUUUUUCGUGUAAUAUCUGUGAAUAUAGAUGUACUACAAAAAGUUAUUUGCUAACCCAUAUGAAAAUACACACCGGUGAAAAACCUUUUUCGUGUAAUAUCUGUGAAUAUAGAUGUAUUUUAAAAAGUACUUUGCGAACACAUAUGAAAAUACACACCGGUGAAAAACCUUUUUCGUGUAAUAUCUGUGAAUAUAGAUGUAUUACAAAAAGUAGUUUGCAAAAACAUAUGAAAAUACACACCGGUGAAAGACCUUUUUCGUGUAAUAUCUGUGAAUAUAGAUGUAUUAAAAAAGGUCAUUUACAAACCCAUAUGAAAAUACACACCGGUGAAAAACCUUUUUCGUGUAAUAUCUGUGAAUAUAGAUGUAUUAGAAAAAGUAGUUUGCAAACACAUAUUAUGAAAAUACACACCGGUGAAAGACCUUUUUCGUGUAAUGUCUGUGAAUAUAGAUGUAUUAAAAAAGAUCAUUUGCAAACCCAUAUGAAAAUACACACCGGUGAAAAACCUUUUUCGUGUAAUAUCUGUGAAUAUAGAUGUAUUAGAAAAAGUAGUUUGCAAACACAUAUUAUGAAAAUACACACCGGUGAAAGACCUUUUUCGUGUAAUAUCUGUGAAUAUAGAUGUAUUACAAAAAGUAGUUUGCAAAGACAUUUAAAAACACACACUGGAGCGAAACCUUUUUCGUGA
Molecule: messenger RNA, 714 nt
Organism: Parnassius mnemosyne (clouded apollo)
Lineage: Eukaryota; Metazoa; Arthropoda; Insecta; Lepidoptera; Papilionidae
Source: the annotation of a GenBank genome assembly